Fraxinus pennsylvanica is the source of this 1701-nucleotide messenger RNA. NCBI's taxonomy places the organism in Eukaryota, Viridiplantae, Streptophyta, Magnoliopsida, Lamiales, Oleaceae. The record is from the annotation of a GenBank genome assembly.
AUGAGUUCUCCAAACCAGAAAAUCGAAGCUCCCCAAGAAGGAAAAUCUAACAACAAUAAUACAAAGAUCUAUUUCGACGUCUAUGGCCCAGAGGCAAGAGCUGAUAUUGUUUUCAAGCAACCGGAAGCAAACUCAACCUUGAAUCUUCAUGACGUCCAAGGACUUAUCACCUGGGUGCUUGGUGAAGGUUUCAUGCCGUCAUGGGUUUUUAUAAAAAACAAGCCCCUGAUCUCAAAGAUGGUUAUGUUGUAUAUCCCUGGCCUUGACGCUGCAUUGUAUUUAUCGCAGUCUAAAGUACUAAACAGUUUUAAAGAAUGCUGCGGUAUUCCACGGGCAGUUUUAGCUCUAAGCUGUGUAUCAGAUGGAAUUCAGACCGUAGAUGCACUUCUUACAAGCAGAGUUAAAAGAAAAAGGGUUGAAGGGGAAGUUAUUCAAAAGAAAAUUUCCCAGGAAUCUACUCAAGAAACUUGUGCUGGCUCCAUCAGUUCGUCCUUUGCUGAUCUCAUAAAAAACUUGCCAUUCCCAAUAACGUAUUACACACUUAAUGCUAAGGAAUUAGAAGAUAAUGGAUACUGUAAUCGACCAGAAUUUCUAUCAACACUUCCAGCUCCUUCUGGAACUCCUCCAUAUGAGAUGUUGGCACUUGAUUGUGAGAUGUGUAUUACAAAAGAGGGUUUUGAGCUUACUAGAGUUACACUGGUGGAUGUUAAAGGACAGGUAGUAUUAGACAAACUUGUCAAACCAGCAAAUGCAAUUGUCGAUUACAAUACAAGGUACAGUGGAAUCACACACGAGAUGUUGGAUGGAGUGACCACAACUAUUGAAGCUAUUCAGGGAGAGUUUCUUCAACUUGUUUACAAAGAGACGAUUCUCGUUGGACAUUCACUAGAAAAUGAUUUGUUAGCAUUGAAGAUCUGUCAUGAUCUGGUGAUUGAUACGGCGGUUUUAUAUAGGCACCCACGUGGCCGAUCUUACAAAACAGCUUUACGCAUACUAACGAGGAGAUUUCUUUCUAGAGAGAUACAAGAUUCAGGAAAUGGACACGAUAGUGUUGAAGAUGCAAGAGCCACAAUGGAACUGGCAUUGUUAAAAAUUACACAUGGACCUGAUUUUGGCUUGCCUCCAUCAUUCACAAGGAAGAAACUCUUGUCAGUUUUGGGCGAUUUUGGCAAAAUCUCAUCUUUAGUUGAUAAUAUAUCCAUCGUGAAGCGAUAUGCCUCUGAGACAUCUCAUGCAAUUCCAGUAUCUUCUGAUGAUGAAGCUCUUUCGAAAGCCACAAAAGAGGUAAAAAAUGAGAAGGUGCACUUCGUUUGGGCCCAGUUCUCAGAAUUGUUCACCUAUCUCAAGAGACAAGCUAAUGAUGAUGACAAGCUAAAUACAAAGCUAGCAGAGAUGAUAUCAUUGCUUACAUGUGAGCAACCUACUGGUAAAAAAAGCAUCGGAUAUAGUGUCACCUCAGAACUAAAGGAAAUACUUAGUCGUAUCAAUGGUGGAGUCAAAAGCAUAUACUCCAGUCUACCUCGUAAUGCCAUGCUUGUUAUCUGCACUGGACAUGGAGACACAGCAGUCGUGCAUAGAUUACGGAAAAUCCUAUCUGAGCAAACAGAAACUGCAAUAAGCCGCGAGAAGCUUGUGAAAGCUUUGGAAGAGCUGCAGGCUCAAGCUGAAGUGGGAUUGUGUUUUGUUGGUGUUAAGCACUGA